This is a messenger RNA of Lepidothrix coronata (blue-crowned manakin), 677 nucleotides long. RefSeq names its product coiled-coil-helix-coiled-coil-helix domain containing 5 (gene CHCHD5). The coding region runs from base 244 to 540 and encodes 98 amino acids. The transcript is spliced from 3 exons. The record is from RefSeq and is a predicted model, not a curated record. Lineage: Eukaryota; Metazoa; Chordata; Aves; Passeriformes; Pipridae.
ACAGCCACAGCCACGCCGGGUAGAGCCCGGCGGCGAAGGGCAGGACGGUGGCGCGGAGGAGGCGCGGCCGCCGCCGGUAGAGCGUCACCGACGAGACCAGCUCGUCCUGAGGGGCCGCCGCGGCCGCCGCCAUUUUCCCUCCGCCCUCGGCUCGUCUCUUCCGCUUCCGAGCCCCCGCCCCCGGGCUUCCGCCCGCGCGUGCGCGGGGAGCGGUGCUGGCGGAAGCGCGGCGGCGGCGGCGUCAUGGAACUGGCCCUGGAGCUGACGGCCCGUCACUGCGGGGCGGAGCUGGAGCGCUACGGGCGCUGCGUGGCCGCGAGUCCCGAAUCCUGGCAGAGGGACUGUCACCGGCUGCGGCUCGGGAUCGCCCAGUGCGCCUCGGCACACCCCAUCGUGCGGCAGAUCCGCCGGGACUGUGCCGAGCCCUUCGCGGCCUUCGAGCGCUGCCUGCGGGAUCACCCCGGGAGCGCCGGGAGCUGCCACCCCCACGCCAACGCCUUCCUGCUCUGCGCCGACCAAGUGAAGCCCGGGGAGCCCUGAGGUGAGUCCUGAGGGGAGCCCUGAGUGAGCCCUGAGGUGGGACCUGAGGGGAGAUCUGAGGGGAGAUCUGAGAUGAGUCCUGAGUGAGCCCUGAGGGGAGAUCUGAGGGGAAAUCUGAGAGAGAUCUGAGGGGAAAU